Molecule: messenger RNA, 384 nt
Organism: Fraxinus pennsylvanica
Lineage: Eukaryota; Viridiplantae; Streptophyta; Magnoliopsida; Lamiales; Oleaceae
Source: the annotation of a GenBank genome assembly
AUGUUGGUAAAAGGGCGUUCACGAGUUACCUCUUUUGUUGACUCAGAUGUACAAAGGUCACUUGAAGGAUGGCUCAAUCGUCGCGAUUCUAUACCUGAAAAUGAAAAGAAACCAUGGCAUUCAACACUUUAUGCCUCGUAUAGAAUUAAUGUCAAACAAAACUUGAUCUAUAGUGUUAACACAGUGAAUUUUAGCUAUACAUUUUUGUAUCUAACAGUUUACAAUCGUUCAACGUCUUAUUUGGCAGAGAAGCGGAUUAAACGAAAACUUACCUGGGCACAGCGUAUUGCAGCUGUGAUAGGGGGAGGGUUGGGAUGGUUGGAGAUGAGAGAUAUGGGGAUUGAAUUUGAGCGAGAGAGCAGAGCGCUGGCUACGGUAGCUUGA